Messenger RNA from Anthostomella pinea, 204 nucleotides. Lineage: Eukaryota; Fungi; Ascomycota; Sordariomycetes; Xylariales; Xylariaceae. The record is from the annotation of a GenBank genome assembly.
AUGGACAAGCUCAAGGACAUAAAGAACGCCGUCUCCGGCAACUCUGGUUCCGGUCAACAGGGCGGGCAGAACUCCCAGCAGGGUGGCGGCAAGAACACCAUGGUGGACUCCGCUGUCGACCAGGAAGCUAGCAAGCAUGGCGUCCCUGCCGGUGCCGACCCGGCCAUCAACAAUGUCGUCAAUGACGGAAUGAAGAAGAUAUGA